CUUUUUUCCCCUACCUGUAAAAAGUUAAAAACGUGCUUUAACCGCGACGGAAUGUAGAAUGUAGUAAUUACUAGUUCUUUAAUCAUUUUUUUUAAUACUUUAAAAACUCUUAUGAUGAUUAUAACUUGUACACUCCUGCAUGCCAAUUAGCAUUCGUGCUUUUUUUUGUAACGAGGUAAUGUCAAUAUACAGCAGAGAAUGUAUUAGCGAAUUCAGAAAAGUGCGCUCAAAAACUAUCCUUGAAUAUGUAUAUAUGGAGAUAGUGUAACAAGGACAACGCAAAGGCAGGUCAAAACAGGAAAAACCUUUAAGUGAGUAGAGGGCUUGACCCGCCUUGUGCGUUUGUCCAAGUUUUCUGAUCGGUUCGACCGCUCGCUGACACAUCCUGGUCGAGUUAAAAAGAAUGGCAUUGUUGCAAGUCGAUCGCCAUUGUUUUAUAGCUUUUAAAGAACAAUGAAAUGCCAUUGUAUAUUAUAAUGCCCACCAAUGCGUUCCAGAUACUUCGGAAGGACGUGUUCAAGGUUAUUAAUACGCAUAUACGACGAUUUUUAAACUCGCAGGCGCAUGAAGCGAACCUGAUGCAAUACAUCGAUAAGAGAGAUUAAGUUGACUUACUAGAGUAAUCCCAUUAAAAAUAUACUGCUCAUAUAUAUAAAAAUAUAUAAAUAUAUAUAUAUACACACACACACACAUAUAUAUAUAAAGUGAUAACCGCAUUAUGCAAUCGGUCAUGUGUAAAUAAUUAGAAAGUCGCAUUAGUUGCGACGAGGAUAUUGUCAGUGUUCUUGUUAAGUAACAAUAGAACUUUCUUAAAUCAGACACUAAAACAGGAUUAUCCUGUAAAUUGAGACAAUUUUAAGAGAAGAAAAAAGGGUGGAAGAGCGUUUUUCCUUCAUUUUAAUGUCCUAAAUAAACAGGUGUGCCCCAUAGUGACCCUCUUCUCGUCUUGCGUCACUGAUUUGGUAAGUCACGCUCGCGACAACUUUCUUCCUACUACGGAAACUGCAAUAUUGGGUAUAAAAUACCUGAUGUCUGAUGAACCGGAACUUCCUCCCAUGGACUUUAACACCCGAAAUAAUUCAAUUUAAUUUCCUUGAAGAGCCUAAUUAUUCAUAGGGAUGGAGGAAUGAGCUAGCCAACAUCCCAAAGAUUUAUCUUCAAGAUAAUUAUUUUUCGUUCUCCCUACCAAUGCAGAGAAACCGGAUCCUCCCACACAACGUUAUUGUUAAAAUAAUCACAUCAUACUAGUAUCUCCCUUCAAUAUAUAUAUAUAUUUUUUAAAUAUUAUUCUCCUUCCUUAUCUGUUUUGGUUAAAAGUUCACUUUUUUCACAACUUCACUAAGCCAUUACAAUAUUGUUUUGGUCGAUAAACCAAGCCUGUCUGUACAUGCAACGUUGAUUACACUAAAAUCAUAGUCAUUGGAAUACAGAUAAAAAUCUAGCAAAACCACAGCCAAAAACGAUUGUUCUGAAGGGGGUGAGCAGCUUCUUUGUAUACGUCACUCCAUUCAGUUUAUUAUUUUAUUUUUAUGUGCAACCAAAUUAGAAACAGAAGUUCCAUAUUUUUGCAACUUACAAUGCGGCUUUGGGUGGAAGGAAGAUCGAGAAUACACGCCUUCGUUUAUACAAUUUUCUUUUCUUUUUUUUUUAAACGUUUUGUUACGCUCAUGCUUGCGUAACCAGUUACUCCAUCAAAAUUUAAUCAGUUUGCAAUACAAAAAUACACGUUAAAAUUAUUAAUUAUUCGACAGAUUAAAACUUAUCUACUGUUUAUAAAUGCGGUAAUACGAUUCUCAAGUAUGUAAGAAAAUGGACUGUGAGCCCCGGAAGCAGACUUAACAAGCAAAAAUUUUUAAAAAUUACACAAAGCGGAUCGUUUCACAGUUUUCCUCAUUUAAUUAUUCGAAAAUUAAAAAAAAAGUCCGACUGGCAACACUAAAAACUAAGCGAAUUCACCGUUGAAAUUGCCUUAAAUGACUAUCCCGCAGUAACGCGCUACGAUUCGUGUCAUUGGCUAAUUUAAAAACGAUCCAGAUAAAGUGUCAUUCUUUUUACGGAAUAAACCCGGAGAGAAUUUUAAAAUAAAAUUAGUUUUGAAAUUUCGUGAAGACUAGUUAGCAUUGAAGAACCAGUAUACUGUUGGAGCUGUCAGUAUAAACUAUUAAAAAGUAACCUUCGUGUUCUGACCUCCUUUUCUUGGCACGUAUCGAUACUGAAAAAUAUUUAUAAUAUUAAUUAAUAAGUAGUAGUAGUAGUAGUAGUAAUAAUGGACUGUUAAGAUUACACUCGAGUUAAAAAAAUAUAAAAAAUAAAUAAGAAAAAGAGGAGAUCAGGAUUGGCUUAGGAAUGUGGCUGGACGAUGGCGGUCGUUAGCCCGUCAUGUCUGGCCAACGAUUCUUGUUUUGCUGCCAUCCACUCAUAACAGAUAGUGAAGUUGCAUGCUUAGUCGGUUGCGAAGUGCAGACAAACCAGAAGUGAGUAGAAAAAAAAAAUUACUAGGUGAAGAAAAAAUGGAGGUAGUAUCUUAUCCGGAUGAGCAGUUUCUACCACCCACAGUUUUUAGGCAACCACCCGACGGGGAUGAGUUUCCACCAAAUUAUACAGAGCCGGCCAUUAUCGAAAACAGAUUGGAGGAUUCUGGAGUGUUUCUAGAAGAUGCUGUGAAAGUAACGAAUAAUCAGUAUGUAAUCUAUCCAAUGGAUUUACCUGAUGGCAAGCUCAGGAAUUCCCCCGAGGAGAAGUCUCUCGCGGCACUAGAUGAACUUAUACAUGGAAAGAAUCAUCAAGUAGUACAGGAGACGAUGCAGAUUACAAAAGAAAAGGAAGACGACGACAACAACGACGACGACGACGACGACGGAGGAGGGGAGAGUAAAGAAAAAAAGAACGAAGAUGGGCAAAAAGCAGAAGAGAAAUCGAACGAGGUGGACGAAGAAACGAGUAUUAAAGCCGAAGAAAAUGAAACUAGCAACGAAAGUAAUUUAAAAAUGGAAGAAAUAAAUAACAAUGUCGAUUCCGGCAGCAUUCCGAAACCUAAUGACAUUUAUGAAACGAUAAAAAAUGGUCAUCAUAUAUUAAGCGAAACUGACGACAAAAAGCAGAAUCGCAUGCAACCAGAGAUCGGUAAUAGAUGGAAAAGUGAAGAGAAUUUGAGAGUGAACAGGAUAUCUUCUCGUUAUUCUAGAAAUAAUGAAGCGCAGGUUAGUGUAAAGGACAGGAUAGCCAUGUUUUCUCGUUCUGAGAUGUCGUUGAAUCAAACGGCGAAAGCGUCUACUCUUAAAGAAGAAACGGCCAUUAAAGAAUCUCCUAAAAUCGAAGUGAAAGUGUCGAAUUCUCCUAUUGCAGAUUUUAAUUUGAAAGAAUGCAAGUGGCAUAGCACUGGUAAUAUAUCAUCUGGAGGUGGAAACAAGGAAAAGAACGAAAUUAACAACAACAAAGAUAUUACUAGCAGUUUAAUAUCAAUUCCAAAUGAAAUAGCUAUGGAACAAUUUAAGAAACCAGACGUAGUGUCAUCCUAUCCUCAGACGCAAUGGUCUAGAUAUCAAAGGUAUAGUUAUGGUGGUUAUAAUUAUCCGAGAAGAUUAGAGGACUGUUAUAAGAGAUUCAGUAGUGGAUCGCUAUUUUCUCCUCUGGAUAAAAAGCAAUCCAAGUUAAAAGGUUUAGUUAUACCGGAGAAACCCGCUACAUUGCCAACAGUCAAUAAAUCAUUGCCAACGAUUGUCAGCUGUAGUUCAGUAUUACUUAAUAAAUUAGAUGUGCCAAAACCUGUACAGAAUUACUCCAAUUUAAGGACAGAAACUGUUUUAUCUGUGGAUUGUAAAGAGACGGAUGCAUCCGGUGAUAAAAAAUACAAUUUUAGUCAAAUUGUGGAUGUGUCGUGGAAACAGACUAAUGCCAAUUUACCUAAAUAUUCUCCUGCAUUUAAGCGUAAAUCCUUACAGCUGACCAGACCUGCCAGCACUCCUUCGAUUUCGCCAACACCACCUUCUUCGCUGACUUCUCCGCUUUCUCCUUCGCCUCCGUCCAGCAUCUGUAGUAGUAAUUCUAGUUCUCAAAAACAAGAUGUCUUUCAAUUACCUGUAGAACAUGGAGAUAAUAAUAGUCAUGACAAUUUAAGUUCUACUAAUUCCUAUCUGUCUAACAGAUAUCAAGAAGUAAACUCUGGUAAAUAUUUGGCCCAGCCAGUCGCAAUAACCGAAACGAAAACAUUUGAGUCUUCGGAAUUAAAUGGUAAAGACAUCAAAACUAGAACAAGUAAAGUAGAAGAGUGGUCUGUUAUUAGCAGAUGGGCAAGACAGAGUGAACAAGAUGAUGAUUCCACAUCUAGUACCAGUCAGCAGACUGAAGACUCUAGACAUUUAGCAGACGACUCCAUGUCGGAAACCAAUUCCGAUUCGGAAUUCCGUCCCCGUUUCCUUAGCCAUCAAAAAACCGUACUGAGGAUGCCUUCGGAUACCACCGACAGCGUCCGCAACUUCCGUGCCCUGGCAGAGAAGUGGGCUCAGAGAUCCGGUGAUAGCAGUGAUGCUCUCUCGCCAACACCUUUAGUUUCUCCAACUCAUACGCUGAAGAAAGAAAUGGGAAGAAGAGGAAGUCAAGAUAAUGGAACCAAAUUACCUCCUUCGCUGAAGCCACGUAGUUUGGAAACAACAGAUGUGGUAAAAUUACGAGAAGAUAAGCCAAAAUUAACUAGACCUACAUCUCUUGUAGAUAAUCCCAGAUGUACAGGUGGACUGAAAAAAUUGGAAUACGCGGAGUCAUGUGAAUCUCUUACUAGAUUGACUAAUCGCAGUAGAGAUUAUAAGAGUAGACAUACUGGUAUCGAUACCGCUUCUAGGUCUCUCAGUGUUAGCGAUAUUCGCAAAACAUUUGAGAAUGCCACAGUUCAACAGAAUGGAUUUAAGGCUAAUGGAUUCAAAAAAUCAGUCCAGCAACCAGAACACAAGAGAAUGCCAGUUGAUCACAGUCGAAUGUCUUCAAUUGAUUCAACCUGCAGUGAAAGAUCAAAUGUUAGUUUGGAGUCAUCAGAUUUAACAGUAAUUCUGAAAAAGCCCCACACUACCGGUAGCAUAGGCAUUACUUUAGCUGGUGGUAUUGACUGCGAAGUCAGAGAUAUAACAGUCCAUAAAGUCAUUUCGGGAAGUCUGGCUGAUCGCGAUGGACGAUUAAGAAAAGGAGACAGAAUAUUAGAAGUGAAUGGUCAGCAGAUGGAUGGUCUCACACACCGGGAUGCUCAGGCUUUGUUAAAAUCACCCUGCACCGAAAUGGAACUGGUAGUUUCUCGAGCACCGGACGGAAUCUGUCGUGAUAGUAGUCAAAGUCUAGAUGCAACUGUAAUAAAUAAGAAUAUCUCAAACAGUAACAGCCAAAGGCAUCUGUCUGUGGAAUUAUUGAAGGAAGGUACAGGCCUGGGUUUUGGCAUUGAAGGAGGAAAAGAUUCCCCUCUUGGUGAUAGACCACUUGUGAUUAAGAGAAUAUUUAAAGGUGGAGCAGCAGAUAGAGAAGGUACGCUAAAAGCUGGCGACGAAUUAAUAUCAGUAAACGGCCAAUCUCUUGGUAACAUGACACGAACGGAAGCUUGGAACUACAUGAAGAAAUUACCGGAUGGUUUAGUAACGCUAACAGUGCAAGUUAGUUAAGAUAAUUCUUGAGCAAGUUUAUCAUCCAAUAUCUUUUUUACAUUAAAACAAUUUAGGAUUUUCAUAUUUUUUUUACAAUUUUCGGAGGUUCUAAAUUAAAAAAAAACUUAUUUUUAAAGCAUUGAUACUAAUAAAUAUAUUAAAUAAUUAUUGCCUGUAUAGGUUCUGUGAUAUAAAUUGUGUGUGCAUAUGAAAGGAAAAUCAAAAUUUCCUUUUGUGUAAAUUAUACGGUGAUUGUAUAAUUAGUUUCGGUAAAGCGUACUUAUGCAAAUAUUUUUGAAAAAUUCAGAAUAACGAUUUUUUAUAACUGCAGCAAAGUACAAGUUUUUAACAACAGAAUAAUAUUUUUUUUAUCCAAAAAAUAAAAAGACUAUUUAUCUAAUAAAAGUUUGCCAGUCUGUUGUUUUUACUGGCAUGAAGGGAGUGGUAUACAGGUGUAU
Messenger RNA from Centruroides sculpturatus (bark scorpion), 6079 nucleotides. RefSeq lists its product as uncharacterized. Gene Ontology annotation, molecular function: protein binding. NCBI's taxonomy places the organism in Eukaryota, Metazoa, Arthropoda, Arachnida, Scorpiones, Buthidae. The record is from RefSeq and is a predicted model, not a curated record. Bases 2439 to 5639 code for a protein of 1066 amino acids. The transcript is spliced from 5 exons.